AUGUCCAACACUUGUUCGGUUUCACCCGGUCAUGUUCGAACAGAACGGGUGGUUAUUUUUGGUGACCUUUCAAGCAACCAGCUUUCAGGCAGCAUCCCUGCCAGUGUCAGUGCUCUUUCUCAACUCACCACCCUGUAUCUCUAUAAAAAUCAGCUUACUGGCUCCAUCCCUGCUGAAAUUGGUUCCAUGACCAAACUUGAAUACGUGUCACUCGCCAACAAUCAGCUCAAUGGUGCUGUCCCUGCUGCCAUUGCCUCCCUCACAAAAUUGGCGUUCUUGUAA
Molecule: messenger RNA, 282 nt
Organism: Closterium sp. Yama58-4
Lineage: Eukaryota; Viridiplantae; Streptophyta; Zygnematophyceae; Desmidiales; Closteriaceae
Source: the annotation of a GenBank genome assembly